AUGGAUCCCUCUUUCGGCGAGGAUCCCGUCUGGAUCACCAACGACGAUGCUCUGUCAGAUGUAUCAGACCUCGAAGAAUCAAUCGAGCUCCCCGAUCCUCCAAAGCCAGAAGAACCAAAAUGCGGAGAGAUCUUUCGCACCACUCACCCCGAAAAUUGGGCCAUAGACACAGAGAGCUCAUGCCUGUUCUUCUGCAAACCCAAGUUAUCUUUUCAGCUCCAGCAAUGCUCUUCCUGGAAUCAGGGUUCUACGUUCCCGGCCUUCAAUCUCUGGCGUCCUGCUCCAUAUGUCGGGACCACCCUCACACAGCUAGGACCGGAUCCGAUCAAGCUGAACAGCAACGAUCUUAUUGUCACCGGUUCCGAUGAGGAUACCGAGAAUCUCAAAUCUAACGAUACGGGAGCCAUCGUCUUCACCGAGGAAAAUGUCACCGCCGCUAUUGAUAUCGAUCGUCCAGGUCUCUUUUGCUGCUCUGUGUGCUUCUCCUACCGUGGGAAAGUGAUCCUCGACAACGGCGAGCGCUGGAAAUUCAAUGAAAUCGACAUUGACCACCACCAUUUUGCGCGUGAAUACGAUCCAAGCGAGGCUUAUAGUAAAGCCAAUGCGAAGAGUCUUGUGUGGAUGUUUUACCAUAGCUCGAGGCCUGAAAUGAUGAACGGGGUUCCUGAAGAUUUGCCCUUCCCUAUGGACCUCGAUACUCGCAUUUGUCGCGUGAAAAGGUCCGCGAAUUUUUCAGAUGCUGGUGCAGAGGGCCCUGUUCUUGCGGUGAUGAAUCGAAAUGGUAUUGUCUGUUGCCAAGGGAUGGAGAAGAACCAAGAGAUCGAGACGGAUAAUAUUCGGGAGUUGGUCUUGAUGACUGCUCUUGCGAUUGCGCAAUAUGAGAGGUGGCUUUAA
This is a messenger RNA of Penicillium subrubescens, 894 nucleotides long. RefSeq lists its product as uncharacterized. The coding region runs from base 1 to 894 and encodes 297 amino acids. The record is from RefSeq and is a predicted model, not a curated record. The transcript has 2 exons. Lineage: Eukaryota; Fungi; Ascomycota; Eurotiomycetes; Eurotiales; Aspergillaceae.